Messenger RNA from Anisakis simplex (herring worm), 351 nucleotides. The record is from the annotation of a GenBank genome assembly. Lineage: Eukaryota; Metazoa; Nematoda; Chromadorea; Rhabditida; Anisakidae.
AUGCAAGAGACUACCACACCUGAGGCAACCACCACGACUCCACCAUCCACAACUCCGGUUGAAGUGGCUAAUCCAAUCGACAAUGGCUUACCAAGCGAUCUAGCGAAUCCUUCAUCGGGCGAUCCUCGACUUGAGUUCUUGCGUAAGAUCUUGUCGAAAAUUCGUGAAGAAGCUGAGAAGGCUGGCAUCGAUGGUACCAUGCAAGUUUCGGUGAUGCGUGUCGAUCAACCCGACCUCAGCCAGGUUCAGGUGAGCGUUCUGAAGAUGCAUGGCUUCAUGUCGAUUUCUUCUCAUCACACACCUCUAUACCUGAUCGUCUUACUUCAUUCGAAAAGUCACCACUCAACUUGA